Messenger RNA from Hyla sarda, 7300 nucleotides. It is a transcript of the gene SYT14, whose product is annotated as synaptotagmin 14. The transcript is spliced from 8 exons. The coding region runs from base 291 to 2759 and encodes 822 amino acids. The record is from RefSeq and is a predicted model, not a curated record. Lineage: Eukaryota; Metazoa; Chordata; Amphibia; Anura; Hylidae.
CUUUGGGAUUUCUUUCAGCAGUUGGUGUCUCCAUCGUUCUCCUCCUCUUACUUUUUUUCUACAUCAAUAAGAAGAUGUGUGUUGGCAAAACUGGAGGGUUCCACCACGGAGGCUCAGAGUUUGGUGGUAAGAAUCAAGAUACCAUUAUUUACCCUCUUCACCACCAUAUGAAUGAUCAAUAGACAACUGGCUUACAGCAAAACACUGGGAAGGAUAAUUUUUGUUGCUAAAUUGGAAGGACUUUUUUUCAUACAUUUCUGGACACAAUAUAUAAAUAUUAGCCACUGGUCAUGGCAUUCUUCAGGAGCUUCCAGCAUAACAUUAGUCUUCCAUCCAUGUCUUCUAUUGUGGACACAUUGAGUAGUGCCGUGGAUGGUAUUGCCAGUGCUGUCGAAGAGGUGAGUUAUACCGUGGCAGACUCUGUUACAGAGCAGGUUACUAGUAUGAUCCAUGUACUUCGUACAGACGAGGAGGAAAAUCAAAUGAAGGGAGCAAAUAAUAAAGAAGAGAGUCAAAUACCUCAAGAUAACCCAAAUUAUUGCUAUGAAAGUAAUACAGAUGUUGUACCUGAUGAUACAAAUGGACAUGGAUCAAAUCAGAAUACAGUUACAACUCAACAUAGAUCAUCAGAAAGACUUAAGAGGGAAAAGAAUCGAAAAGGCGACAAUGUUCAUGGUAGUAGUUACAGUAGACAUCAUGGAGAGGCUGAAUUUUUGCCUGCCAAUAAUGACUUCUCAACCUCCAAGAGAGGAGAAUAUCAACAUCGUUCAAAGGAGAUGGCAGAAGAUGGAUCUCAUAGAAAAGGGAAUGAAAAUGGGGAUUACAGUGAUGGACAUGGACAUGGUCAAACCAAUGAAGGAGCAGAAAGAAGGACAAAAUCCAAAAAGACAGCUCAUAAAUCCAGUGAUCAUAGGGAAAGUGACCAUGAUCUCAGAGAACAUACAAAGAGAAAUGAUGUGACAGUUCAGGGUUCAAAAACAUUGAGGUCGCGAUCACCUAGAAAUAAUCACGUAUCAUCUCCUCGGGGGAAGAGAGACAAGUCAAUAGAGGAGAAAGCAAAGCAUCGCAAACUUCCCGAUAUUAAACAACUUCAUGGCGACCAGUCGAAGAAACAGAGGAACCAGUGUGAAGAACCCGGAGAGCAUUAUAUCCGGGGGGAUGAGAGUCCUUCUAGUAGAGUUAGUGAAAGUAGAGACCGAAGGCCCAAGGAGAAGCAACCUCGCAAGGGUAAGGAAAGAGAAGAAAACUUUUCAGAAGACAAGAAAGUGCGACACAAAGGCCGGGACUUCCAUGGUUCAUCGUCAGAAAGUGAAGAUGAAGGCCUGGCUAAAUACCAUGAGGCCAAAAGCCGUUUACAUGGCUCCCGACCCGCCUCAGACAAGCAACAGAACUACAUGUGGGAAACCAGGCAGAAGUACAGCCCACUGUCUGCUGAGUACGAUGGGUACAGCAGCGAGGUCUCUGCAGAUGAAGCUAACAGCAUCCAAAGAAUGAGGAGGACGCCACCGUUGGACGAGCUACAGCCCCCGCCGUACCAAGACGACUCUGGAUCUCCUCACCUAUCCUGUACUCCCUCGGAAAUUGGGGACAGUAAAUGUGAACUGUCUCAUUGUAGCAAUAGUCCCAGAUACUCCUAUAAUAAGUGCCCCAGUGAGGGGAGUAUGGGGCACGAAGUAGAGAGCUUUCAGAACAAAGGUUAUGAAGAAGAUGUUCCCAGCGACAGCACUGCCGUUCUAAGCCCAGAGGAUUUGUCAGCAAGAGGAUCAUCUUCACAGCUUCCUAAGUCUUUUGAUCCGGAGCCAGUAGCUAAAUACGGCACAUUGGAUGUAACUUUUGACUAUGAUUCACAAGAGCAGAAACUUCUUGUCACAGUGACAGCUGUCACCGACCUGCCCACACACAACAGGACUGGGAAUAGCAAUUCCUGGCAGGUCCAUCUUGUUUUGUUACCUAUGAAGAAGCAGAGAACCAAAACCGCCAUUCAGAAGGGACCUUGCCCGAUGUUCACAGAGUCCUUCAAGUUUAAUCAUAUAGAAUCAGAAAUGAUUGCAAAUUACGCUGUGCGCUUCAGACUUUACCUCGUUCGCCGGAUGAAAAAAGAAAGGAUUGUUGGAGAAAAGGUAUUUUACCUGACAAAGUUGAAUCUCCAAGGAAAGCUAUCAGUCCCGGUAGUGUUAGAGCCUGCGUACAGUCUGUCGGGCUGUGAUUCCCAGAUGAGUAUGUCAGAAGUGUCAUGCACAGAGAGCACAUCCUCCUGUCAAUCUCUGGUCCACGGAGCGGCUCCUGAAAUCCUCAUCGGCCUGCUUUAUAAUGCCACCACUGGCAGACUCUCCGCAGAAGUGAUAAAAGGAAGCCACUUCAAAAACCUGUCAGCCAACAGACCUCCCAAUGGACUGUUCUGUUGUCUAAAACACUUGAUAGGUGGACAGGUUUAUAUAAUUCGAGAUACCUAUGUAAAGUUAACUCUGCUGAACUCCAUGGGUCAGGAAAUGUCGAAAUGUAAGACGUCCAUCCGACGAGGUCAGCCGAACCCCUUGUACAAGGAAACCUUCAUUUUCCAAGUGGCUCUCUUUCAGCUCUCGGAUGUGACUCUCAUAUUGUCCGUUUAUAACAAGCGCAGCAUGAAGCGCAAGGAGAUGAUAGGUUGGAUAUCCUUAGGUCUGAACAGCUCGGGCGAUGAAGAGCUUAAUCAUUGGACUGAAAUGAAAGAGUCAAAAGGACAGCAAGUAUGUAGAUGGCAUACGCUGCUGGAAUCGUAAUUGCCAUUGGUAGGUCUCUCGUGACUCGAGAGAGCUCAUCUGCUCUUUGAAAGGACAGGAUGUAAUUUAGCCACCUGCAUAAGAUUGCUCCUUGCAGGUAAUGGCUUUGACAUGCUGUGGAAAGCUCAGUACACACCAGAGAUGAGGCUUCAUGCCGCAGUGUGUAUCCCUGUGCAUCUGAGCGGAGAUGGGCAAAAGGACGUGAACAACAUGAAGCUGGAUUUAUAGAUAAUAUUCCGAUCACUUCUUAGGUGCUUUUUUUUAUUUUUUCUUGAUUAAACACUUUUGUACAAUGUUCUCACAAAAUAACCUGGAAUUUUUUGGCACCAUAAUAGAGGAGAGUAGGGUAAGACCCUUUUUUCAGUCAAUUUAGGUCUUAUUUCUGCAAUCAAAACCGGCCCACCAGUUGUUAUCGAACUAUAUCUUUCAUGGUGCCCAGGUUCUUCUUGGCUAUAUACAGUACCAUGAGAAAUGUAGUCUAGUAGGAACUAACCCUGGUGGUUCAACUUUUGCUGUCCAGCAGGUUUGGGCAGCCAUGAUGACAAGUUCUCCUUUGAGUUUACAUAAGACUGCUCCUGUCCCUCUAGAUGGUUGAUUGGACUCCAUCUAUGUUAGCCAUGGGUUAUGUAAAGUUGUCAUUGAUAGGGUAUUUUAGUUCCACCAACUCAAAAAAUUGUCUCCUAUGUAAAGUUUAGUGGUUGGGCAGAAUCCAUUGGGAGACAUACAUAAAGUCAACUGCUGGGACCAAAGGUCUUUUGAUUUCAAAAUAGGAAAUUGGCCUUAGGAGUACUCCGGGAUGUUAAAAUUGUGUCCCAUACUGCCGCCAGUAAAAAAAAUAAAUAAAGGGAUACAUACCUGCCACCGCUCCCCCGGUGCCUUCGGUAACCCGUUUCAGCCCUGCUGCGAUCCUCUUCCUGGUUGCCUGUUGGGACACAUUUUUAACAUCCAGGAGUACUCCUUUAAGUUACCACCAAAUUGAACGGUAUAAUUUGAAUAAAAGGUCAUUGAUGCCUUUGGUGGGACAGCUUACAUGUGGAGUAUGUCAAUAAGUCUGUUGUUGUUCUGCAUAAAGCUCACUGCGGUUUGGACUUCUCAGUAGAUCUCUAAAGAUCUAUUUUACUAUCUAUAUUGGCAUUGGUGCCAUCUUAAGCAGAUAGUUAAGGAUUUUAACACAUAUGUCCAGCCAUCAUGAACCAUUACAGAUAGGAACACUAGAUUAAACUAUCUGGAUCUGUUGCAUCCAGUGUUCCAUUUGGUACCUAAUAGGCUGAAAUGGGGCACAGUAAUAGACCUUUGGUCCAUCCAGCAUAGAGAGUCCCUUUGGCAUGAUUGGAUCAGACCAAAAAACUCUGCCUGCAGAAUUUUUUGAUUCUGCCAAACCAUGCUGGAUGGCAUCUAUGCUAGAUCACAUAAAAUUGUCCUAAAGGCUUAUUGAUAUCCUACAUAUUGAAUGUCUACGAUAGAUCCCUUAAUGGUGGCAAGUUGAGUGAACAAAACAGAAUAAAUUAUGUCUAGAAAUACAGUACCAAGUUUUGCCCUUAUUCUCAUCAGAUAUGAAAUCUUAUAUUGAAUUUUAAAGCACAAAUGUUAAUAUAUAUAUAUAUAUAUAUAUAUAUAUAUAUAUAUAUAUAUAGAUCCAUAGAACCAUUUUAUGACAUUUAUUGAAAAUACAACUAAAAACCUGAAAGAUAUUCUUGAGGCAGCUAAUGUAUAUAUAAUGGGCUUGUCUUGUUUGGACAACCCGUUCUGUUAUUGGGCAGGUCAAGGAAAUAUUCAUGGGUGGUUCUUUCUUUUGGGAACUCCCCUGCCCAUCUGUUGUCAGCUGAAGGAACUGUACGGAAAAUAACCAUGACAUGAUAACUGUAGAUAAAAUCCAUGGAUAUCUAUAUAAGGUGGUUUACAAUAGAGUAUCCAUUGCUGAGGGUGGCACCAGAUGUGGCUCUUCAUUCUAGUAAGCAAAGGAGGAUUCUGAGCAGGAGACCACCUGACCAUGCCAUAGUAUGGUUUUGAAAAAGGGUGGUCCGAAGACAACAAAGACAGGUCACCCCACUAAAGGAAUAUUACAGGCUUUAAAAAAAAACAAAAAAAAAAACAUUAUACUGCUGGGGUUUAUUUUUUAUUGAAUAGAAAAAAUAACAUACUUACCUAGCCAUGGUCCAACACAGCUCCCGUUUCUCUUCGUCUGGUCUCCUGAUCUUAUCUCUUCCUGCUUCCAAGACAAGCCCUCGGUGCAGGACCUGUCAGCUCAGCCAAUUACUGGCAGCAGUGUUGUCCCUUCACGGCCAGAGAUUGGCUAACCAGGCAGGUCCUGCAUCGAACACAGUAAAAAGAAAUAUGACCUGGGGACCAGACAGAGGUUUUUUUUUUUUUCUAUUGCCCACCCCACCCCAGAAGCAUUUAAUGUAAUGUCCCAUAUAUAACACUCAGAUGGUACAUCCAAGUUAAAAUGGAUACUCUCACUAGGUACAUGGAACAAUAACUAAAUGCCACUGAGAAAUUUACCAGCACUGAUGGGUUUAAUGUGUUCAUGUUCAAGAUGGAACUUGGAAUACAACUCCCCUUGCAUGUUUUGUGACUCAGUCUACUAUAUGUUGUCUAUAAUGAUUUAAAGAUUGUAAGUUUGAUAAAACAGGUAAAAAAAUUUAAGUUAAGGCUUGGUUGGAUUUUACUGCAAAUUGUUUCGAGCUGGCAGCCAUUUUGUAUUCCAUCACUCUCAAAAUGGUAGCCUCCAUGAUUGAAAUGUGUUUGUUACAGUUUUAUUGUCAUUUUCUUACCAUACCCAGAUGUAAAGACUUGCACAUGAUUUUUGUUAUUUAAAUGUCCGGUGUAUUCUAGUGUGGAGAUCUAGGAAAGUUCUGUCAAGUUGUUGUUAUGUAAAAAAAAAAAAAAGAAUGUUUUAAGAAUGUGACGAAGCGAAAGUGAAUAAAAUAGAAACAAGGAAGUUAUAUAUAAAGAUGACAGCAAAUAUAUGUUAUCGAUUUUAGAUCCUUGUGUGUUCUGAAACGCGAAGAUACAUUAAAUGGUUAAAUGUUUUAUCUGGGUAAGAUGGUCUCCAGGUACAACAACAUAUUUUCCCUAAACUUAGGGAUAGUUCUAAAGAUAAUUUGUGUCACCAGAAAAUAACCUAUUGUUUAACUCUAGUUUUUAUGUUAACUAAAUUUUUAAAACGAUUCAUGGUUGAUUUUUUUUUUUAAUAGUAUUUACCUUGUUAAAUAAUCCUGAAAUCUUGCAGUUUCCAUUCUGUCCACUAGGAAUAAAACUAAGCUGAGACUUCCUGUUCUGUACACAUCAUUUCCCAGCAGUCUCCUCCUUGUCAUCACAGACAGGAUUACAGUGAAAGGUGACACCAGUGUAUAGAUAAGAGAGGUACACACAAUAGCUGUUUUUUACAGACCAGCCUUCUCCUCCCUGUAGAAAGACAUCUGCAAAGGUCACAAAGCAUGCCGAAACACCUUUCCCAUUCAUGUUAACAGGACAGCUUCAGUCUGUUGUUUCCUAUGACCAUGGGGCUUGCGGUAAAGCAUUUAUCUUAAAGGGGUACUCCGCCCCUAGACAUCUUAUCCUGGAGAUAAGACCCCCGCGAUCUUUCUUCUGCACCUGGCGUUCAUUUAGAACGUCGGAGGCUCGUGACAUCAUGGCCACGCCCCACUCGUAGCGUCACAGUCACGCCCCCUCAAUGCAAGUCUAUGGAAGGGAGCUUGACAGCCAUCAUGCCCCUCCCAUAGAAUUGCAUAGAGGGGGCAUGGCCAUGAGGUCGUGAGCGGGGAGUGACUGUGACGUCACGAGCCUCCGCCCCCACAUCGCCACCGAAGUUCGCUCCGUGCACCAAAUGUCUGGGGUGCCACAGCGGAGAUCGCGGGGGUCCCCAGCAGCAGGACCCCUGCGAUCAGACAUCUUAUCCCCUAUGCUUUGGAUAGGGGAUAAGAUGUCUAGGUACAGAGUAUCCCUUUAAAGCUGUUAAGACAGCCCAAGCAAGAUGUACAAAAUUUUUUAAGAAUAUUGCUGUAUUCAUGUAAAUUGAAGGCCUUUCCAGCAGUUGUGAUUGAUCACUACAUACUGUAUGAUUUUUUGCAAAUCGAAUGUAUCCAUUUUCACCCUGUGGUUCCCAGCAAUGUUAAACCAAACAGCACAAUUGCCUUGUUUCUCUUUGGAUGUAAGUUGUUCUUGUUCCAAAUUUGGAACAUUUGUGUCAGGGUUCACAUACUUCAUGCUUUACAAAUUUUUUAUUUUGCAGCUUUAGUUUUAAUUAAGAACGAUGUGUAAAAAAAAAGUAAAUUUUUUUCUUGUUUUGGAAUUUUUUUGUACACUAGGUUGCACGUGUUUCCCAACCUUUUCUGGAUUUGCUGCCUAAUUGUUGGAUGGACUGAAUUUUCUCUUUUAAUAAGUUUAGCCAAUAAGAUGUGUCAUGUAAAAAAAACAUAUUGAACUAAUGAAAUCUUAAUGAGUAUAACCAUUAAGAAAAUGUACCUGCCCUUAGAUUCAUGAUAGAGAUAAUGAUAGCUACAAAACGAGAACAUCUACUCAUCUAGUUAAAGGGGUAC